ACUGAGUUGGAGAAUUCAGAUACUUUCCUGCCUGCAGUGGACACUGACUGGAAGGAGCAUGACAUCGAGACGCCAUACGGGCUGCUGCACGUUGUCCUUCGGGGAUCCCCCAGGGGAAACCGCCCAGCCCUCCUGACUUACCAUGAUGUGGGGCUCAAUCACAAGCUGUGUUUCAACACUCUCUUCAAUUCUGAGGAUAUGCAGGAGAUCACUAAACACUUUGUGGUGUGCCACGUGGAUGCUCCAGGGCAGCAGACGGGGGCCUCCCAGUUUCCUCAGGGGUACCAGUACCCUUCCAUGGACCAGUUGGCUGCCAUGCUGCCCAGCGUGGUGCAACACUUUGGGUUCAAGUACGUGAUUGGAAUUGGAGUUGGAGCAGGUGCCUAUGUCCUUGCUAAAUUCGCCCUGAUCUUCCCAGAACUGGUUGAAGGCCUUGUUCUGAUUAACGUCGAUCCAAAUGGCAAAGGCUGGAUUGACUGGGCUGCCAGCAAGCUCUCUGGCCUGACCAGCACAUUAUCUGACAUGGUGUUGUCUCACCUGUUCAGCCAGGAGGAGCUGGCGAAUAACGUGGAGCUGGUGCAGAGCUAUCGUCAGCAAAUUGCCAGUACGGUGAACCAGUUUAACCUCCAGCUCUUCUGGAAUAUGUACAACAGCCGCAGAGAUCUGGAGAUGAGCCGCCCCGGCAGCAUGCUAAAAGCCAAGACGCUUCGCUGCCCAGUGAUGCUGGUGGUGGGUGACAACGCCCCUGCAGAAGACGGCGUGGUUGAUUGCAACUCCAAGCUGGACC
Messenger RNA from Ailuropoda melanoleuca (giant panda), 787 nucleotides. RefSeq names its product protein NDRG4-B. The transcript has a single exon. NCBI's taxonomy places the organism in Eukaryota, Metazoa, Chordata, Mammalia, Carnivora, Ursidae. The record is from RefSeq and is a predicted model, not a curated record. The annotation marks the transcript as partial.